Hyaloperonospora brassicae is the source of this 1266-nucleotide messenger RNA. Lineage: Eukaryota; Oomycota; Peronosporomycetes; Peronosporales; Peronosporaceae. The record is from the annotation of a GenBank genome assembly.
AUGUUUGGCGGCGGGUUUGAAAGUUUCUUUGGCGGCGGCUUCGACGGCAGCGGCGGCGGCGGCGCGCCGUCGAAACCCGUCGACAACAGCAAGUUCUACGACGCGCUGGGCGUGCCCAAGACCGCCACGACGGCCGAGAUCAAGAAGGCCUACCGCAAGCUCGCGCUCAAGAACCACCCGGACAAGGGCGGCGACCCCGAGCUGUUCAAGACCAUCACGGUCGCCUACGAAGUGCUGUCGGACCAGGAGAAGCGCGAGCUCUACGACCAGUACGGCGAAGAAGGACUGCAGAACGGCGCGGCCGGCGGCGACGCGAGCGAUCUAUUUAGUCAGUUUUUCCGCGGCCAGGGCGGGCGCAAACCGCGCGGGCCGCAGAAGGGCGAAGACCUCACGCACCCGCUCAAGGUCUCGCUCGAAGACCUGUACAAUGGCAAGACGGUGAAGCUCGCGGUGAACCGCGACGUGCUCUGCAGCCGCUGCGACGGCCGCGGCGGCGCAGAAGGCGCUGAGAAGACGUGCGACUCGUGCCAGGGGCGCGGCAUGCGCGUGCAGCUGCGGCACAUUGCGCCCGGGAUGGUGCAGCAGAUGCAGAGCGUGUGCCCCGACUGCCGCGGCCAGGGCAAGAGCAUCCGCGAGAGCGACCGCUGCAAGGCGUGCAAGGGCAAGAAGGUGACGAAGGAGCGCAAGGUGCUCGAGGUGCACAUUGAGAAGGGCAUGCGCAACGGACAGCGUAUUACGUUUGCCGGCGAGGCCGACCAGGCGCCGGGGACCGUCCCGGGCGACAUUAUCUUUGUCGUGCAAGAGAAGGACCACGCGACGUUCCAGCGGAAAGCCAGCAAUCUGAUUAUGGAAAAGAAGGUGAGUCUCGUUGAAGCGCUGUGCGGCUUUGAGAUGCUGGUCGAGCACUUGGACGGCCGCGUGCUGCAUAUCAAGACGCGGCCGGGCGAGAUCAUUAAGCCCAACCAGUUCAAGUCGGUGCACGGCGAGGGCAUGCCGACGCACGGCAACCCGUUUGUCAAGGGCCAGCUCGUCAUUCUGUUCAAGGUGCAGUUCCCCGAGAGCGGCAGCUUGUCGGAGAAGCAGCUGAGCGUGCUCAAGAGCACGUUGCCCGCGCCCAUGCCGGUCGUGCCGGUGGCAGAAGCCGAAGAGUGUUUUCUGUCGGAGUUUGACGCGGAAGCGGCCAAGGCCGAGCAGCAGCAGCGCGAAGCGUACGACUCGGACGAGGAGCGUGGCGGCGGCCAGCGCGUGCAGUGCCAGCAGCAGUAG